AUGCCUAAUACUUCCCUAGCAUGUAUAAAUUGUCGCGUGAUUCAUCGAAGAUGUAUAACACAUUCUGAAGGCAUCUGUACAAACUGUAGACAUUACGGUCUUCCCUGUGUUUAUGUACAGGGUAAAAAGCGUGGUCCAAAGUCAAAUUCUCAGUCUCCUUCCAAUAUUAAUCCCUGUGGAACUGCUACUGAAGUUUUACUCUCAUCAUUAAACGAUUCCUCCUCUUUUGAAACUCCACAUGCUUAUAAUACUAACCAUUUAAACGAUUCCUCUUCUGUUGAAAUUCCCCUCAAUGUUCACCAGACUUCUUCCGAUACUUACACUUAUGAAACUAAUGAUACAUUCAUUGAUCAAUCGUUUUUGCUUCCGUCCUCCUCAUCCAUUUACGAAGGAUCAAUGCAAAAUAAUAAUCCUUCGAUUAACCUUUUUCAAAAUAUCACAUCAUCCUUUACUAACUAUUCAAACGAUUCAUCCUCUUUUAAUACUACUUAUCUUAACAUCCAUCCUUAUGGAACUACUGAUGUUCACAUAAUACCAGUACAAAAUAAUGAUUCUUUAACUAUUAGUCCAUCUCAAAAUGCCACAACGUCCUCUAUUAGUUAUUCAAAUGAUUCCUCCUCUUUAGAAAUUCCAUAUCCUUAUAAUAGUAAUAUCAUUAAUUCUCCCAAUACUUACACUUAUGAAUCUAAUGAUACAUUCAUUGAUCAAUCGUUUUUGCUUCCGUCUUCCUCAUCCGUCCACGAAGGAUCAAUGCAAAAUAAUAAUCCUUCAAUUAACCUUUCUCAAAACAUCACAUCAUCCUUUACUGAUUAUUCAAACGAUUCAUCCUCUUUUAAUACUACUUAUCUUAACAUCCAUCCUUAUGGAACUACUGAUGUUCACGAAAUACCAACACAAAAUAAUGAUUCUUUAACUAUUAGUCCAUCUCAAAAUGUCACAACGUCCUCUAUUAGUUAUUCAAAUGAUUCCUCCUCUUUAGAAAUCCCAUAUCCUUAUAAUAGUAAUAUUAUUAAUUCUCCCAAUAUUUACACUUAUGAAACUAACGACACAUUCAUUGAUCAAUCGUUUUUGCUUCCGUCCUCCUCAUCCGUUUAUGAAGGAUCAAUGCAAAAUAACAAUCCUUCAAUUAACCUUUCUCAAAAUAUCACAUCAUCCUUUACUAAUCAUUCAAACGAUUCUUCCUCUUCUAAUACUACUCAUCUUAACGUCCAUCCUUAUGGAACUACUGAAGUCUUCCAAAAUACAUUCGUCGAUUAA
Molecule: messenger RNA, 1257 nt
Organism: Dentiscutata heterogama
Lineage: Eukaryota; Fungi; Glomeromycota; Glomeromycetes; Diversisporales; Gigasporaceae
Source: the annotation of a GenBank genome assembly